This is a messenger RNA of Hypanus sabinus (Atlantic stingray), 1414 nucleotides long. RefSeq lists its product as uncharacterized. The transcript has 6 exons. Lineage: Eukaryota; Metazoa; Chordata; Chondrichthyes; Myliobatiformes; Dasyatidae. The record is from RefSeq and is a predicted model, not a curated record. The coding region runs from base 1 to 744 and encodes 247 amino acids.
AUGGCCAACAGCCAACUAUACUCAGUGAGCGAUUUCAGGAAGUACUUGUUGGAUAUUAGGCAGUUUACGAAUGAUUCCAUGCGGCGCACUAAAUUAGGACUGCACAUCUGCUCUGAACCUGAUGUAUCGUACGCUGAACUGAAUUUCAAGUCCCGCUCUGCGCCCCGAGUCCGGACAGAUAGAGAGGAUCCGAACUCCACCUACUCUGAUCUGAAAUUUCGGAAAGAGGAACCCCGCAUCGAUCAGCAUGAAUAUCCUUCCAUUGCCUCGGGACCCGGCGGGUUGUCAACCACUACACAAACAGCGGCGCAAGAACAGGAGUCGAAAGUGAAGAUCCGAAAUAGACGGUACCGUCUGACCUGCCUACUCUGCCUAAUUACUUCCGCCCUCAUGGUGGUAGUGGUGGGUCUCUCGAUUCAUGUGUCACAGAUUCGUCAGUCUUACGAAACAUGUCACCGAAACUCGAAUCUGUCCGAUCUUAAACGAAUGAACAGCGAUCUCCUUCACCAGUUCAAUGAGAUGGAAACCAAAGAAACCAAGACUCAAAUCUGUGAAUUGCUGACAAGCAGAAGAGGACUGUGGACCGGAACCUCCUGUACAAGCUGCCCUCUGGAGCGCCCGUCUGCAGACGGUGCGGAAGGAGUAUCAUGUGUGAUGGUGAUUGGCCGUCAAUCUGCGAGAAGUCGGCACCCUUGUUCCCAGAUAUUCCUGAAAAGAUCCAAGGUCUCUGUCAACAGCCAGUAAAGGAGACAUGAAUCAAGUGACUACCCCCAUUUUCUCCUCCUUCUUUCCCCUUCACUCUCACUCCUAAAUCCUUUCAAAUUCCCUCCCAGCAUUCUCUGCCCCUCCCUCCUACUCCAUCUCCUCUUGUUGCAACCAUGUUCUCCCCACCAGACACCGACAAUUCCCUCUCGCCGUCUAUCCCCUUCUCUCUCUCCAUUUCCACGUCCAGCUCUUCCCCGCUCCCUCUACAUUUCUCUACCCCCUCACCUCCCCUUAUUUCCUCGAACUUUCUCCGCCCGCUCUUUCUCUUCUCCCUCUGCACACUUCUUACAUCUCUCUCCCCUUCACUCCCCCAGACACUCUCUCUCCCCUCCCCGUUCUCUCUGAACCCUCCGUCUCCCUGAUCUCUCUCUCCCUCUCUCUUUCUGCUUUCCAUUCACUCUCACCUCAAUUCCUGUCCCGUCUGGUGCUCGAUAACCCAACCCUGGGUGAAAGACUGUCCGCAUUCCCUCUGUCUGUGCCCCUCUUGUACCAAGGCAGCGUGACCUCCCGAAUCCUGUACUCAGUGUGACUGGUGAAGAUUAACGGGUCAAGUGUCCUGUCCACUCGUAUCGGAUGUUUUCCUCAGGAAUCGCUAUUUCAUUUAUUAUCUGAAAUUUAUAACGUCUGGAAUUUGUACUUUUGAACUAUC